Molecule: messenger RNA, 1060 nt
Organism: Ziziphus jujuba (common jujube)
Lineage: Eukaryota; Viridiplantae; Streptophyta; Magnoliopsida; Rosales; Rhamnaceae
Product: REF/SRPP-like protein At1g67360
Exons: 3
Coding region: 143-850 (235 amino acids)
Source: RefSeq, a predicted model, not a curated record
AUUACUGGUAGCUAUGACACUUCAUUUACGUCACUAUAAAUACAACCCUGUGCUUAAAGCCCUAUGAUAUUUCUUUAUUCGAGAGCUUCCAGAGAGCUGUAACGAACCCAAAGAAUAAUUAAACUCUACGUUUGCGAACAAAAUGGCCUCCAGCAACAAGAUGGAGACAGAGAGCAGGAAUCAAGAACUGAAGCAUCUGGGGUUUGUGAGGGUCGCUGCGAUUCAAGCGCUGGUUUGCAUGUCUAAUCUGUACGACUACGCAAAACAGAAUUCGGGACCUUUGCGAUCCGUGGUUGGGACUGUGGAGGGUGCUGUGACCACCGUCGUUGGUCCAGUCUACGAGAAAUUUAAGGAUGUUCCUGACGAUUUCCUUUCUUUUGCAGACAAAAAGGUAGAUGAAGCUACAUACAAAUUUGAUAAGCAUGCUCCUCCAUUGGCAAAACAGGUUGUGAGCCGGGCCCAUUGUUACAUGGUUAAGGCGUCAGAGAAAGCUCGUAAAUUUGUCAACGUGGCUCAAACUGGAGGGCCACGAGCAGCUAUUCAUUGUGCCGCCACAGAGUAUAAACAGUUAGUCUUAAACCAAGCUGUAAGACUAUGGGUUGGAGUCAACCAGUGCCCUCCGGUCCACACUGUGGCACAGAAGGCUGCACCAACAGCUGCUCAGUUGUCGGAGAAGUACAACCGUACAGUUAAGGACUUGACAACAAGGGGCUACACUGUGUUUGGCUACUUUCCUUUAGUUCCUAUCGAUGAGAUAGCCAAGGCUUUUAAACAGGGUGAGAGUGAAACGGGGAAGAAAAUGGAUUCAGAUGCUUCUUCGGGAGAUAAAUCAGAUUCUGACUCAGAUUAAAGGAGUUUCUUGAUGUUGAAAUUGGAUUACUAAUCCCUAUUAGGACUGGUGUGAAGAAAUCUUUAGUGUUUGUGGGUUGAGGUGCCAAUGUGUAUAGUGCUUGUGCGCUUGAGCUCCUUUUCAGUAUGUGAAUGGAUAUGAAUUGAGUUGUUAAGAGAAUUUACGUUUCUCGUCGUGCUUUGUUAAUAUAACCUAGAACUAGUUGAUAUA